This is a messenger RNA of Sclerotinia borealis F-4128, 1233 nucleotides long. Lineage: Eukaryota; Fungi; Ascomycota; Leotiomycetes; Helotiales; Sclerotiniaceae. The record is from the annotation of a GenBank genome assembly.
AUGACGGUAUCUCGAAGAAGCACUACGUCUCUCCAAGUUCAAGCCCGCAAGAGUAACCACUUCCCCGAAACCGAAUCGUCCCUUCCAAAUCUUCCCCGCACAUCAACAAGCUCCCUCUUAGACAACGUUCUCUCACACCUCGGACCACAUAAUCCAUUUCCUAAAGCGAUAUCGGAAGAUGAUACUGUAUGGUUGUUGGAUAACACGGCGUAUAGGAACAAUUUAACGGGGAAAUGGGAAGCGGAAUUUGUGGCAGCAGUUUGGGAGACAGAAAGUGGAAACCAUAUCCCUGAAAUCGUGGGAGAUAUAGUUGGAAGGAUUGGGGGCGAUGGUGAUAGAGGGGAGGAUGAAGUUGUGGAGGAGAGACUGAGACCAUUUUUAAUGCAUGUUAGGUCUGGGAGGGUUGUUGAUAUCAAUUCCUCCGGACAUGGAAAGUCUGCCGAAUUGAAAUUGGGGCCAGGUGGAAGGGAAGGGAUCAGCAGUGAUAUUCGAAAAUUGAAGGAUAACAAAGAUGGUGAAGUGACAACAUGGAACGCGAAAGUACCGAAUGGAACAGAGGGAAUAUUGGAAAUGAAAACGGUUUAUGCAGAGCCUGAGGGAUGGGGAGUUAUUUCUGAUAUUGACGAUUCAAUCAAAAUAACUCAAACCAGCUCUCCAAUUGGUAUUCUCCGUUCCACCUUUCUAUCCAAACCCCUACCCAUUGAAGGGAUGCCAGAAUUCUACAAGCACAUACAAUCUCUCAUCACCCCUACAAGUGUCUCAGUGGCUCCUUGGUUCUACCUUUCUGCCUCACCCUACACUCUUUAUUCGUUUCUCAGUAAGUUCCGACAGGAAUACUAUCCUCAAGGAACCAUGAUAUUGCGAGAUGCGAAUUUUUUGAAUCUAGCCGGAUUACUCGAGACAUUAACUGAGGGUACGCAAGAAUACAAAGUUGAUAGGAUGGAAAAGAUCCAUAGAUGGUUGCCGAAAAGAAAGAUGAUUUGUGUGGGAGAUAGUACGCAGAGUGACCCAGAGGCUUACGGCGAGAUGUAUCGAAAGAAUCCAACCUGGAUCAAGCUAAUCCUCAUUCGUAAAGUAACAGACAUUGCCGCGAUCGGCAUCAUCGAGAAAAACGAGCCGGAAAGAUUCGAGAAAGCUUUUACUGGGAUUCCAAAAAGUGUGUGGAGAAUCUUUGAGAAUCCGGAGGAGUGUUACAACGUAGUUGAGGGGUUGAUCAAUGAAGUGGCAGCCUAA